GGAUGGCGCUCCCGUUUCUUCCGGGACAUUCCACCAACUCCAACCUUGGAGUGGAUAACUUCCGAAAGCCUCAUGCAUUCGAUAUGCGAAACGGAGUCCCCGUAUUUGUCGGUGAAGAAAAGGCAGGCAUUGGAGGUAAAGCUCUUCCGGGACAGAAGAUCCCUCCCAAGUCUAAGAUAGUCCCCAACGGAGCCGGACAGCCAGCCCCCUCCUGGGUGGUUCACGACCGGCAGGUUCUUCGUUUCAGUGCUUUCUUCCAGGAGGCAGUGCACGAGAAGAGGGAGGAGAAGUACAGGAUCAGAAAUUGCACGAUACUCUACUACCUGGAAGACGACAGUAUCCAAGUCAACGAAGCCCGUCAGGAAAACAGCGGUAUUCCUCAAGGAACGCUGAUACGCCGACACCGCAUCUCCCAGCCACCACCAAACGACGAUCAGUUCUACACAGUGGAGGCGUUUAAUGUUGGCAACGCGGUUACUCUUUACGGCAGAAACUUCACCAUCAAGGACUGUGACGAGUUCACCCGUAACUUCCUAACUAAAACAGGAGCUAAAGUACCGGUGGCAAUGUCCACUGAACCUGCUGAUCCUUACUUUGUACACAGGAAGAACCAAGCUGCCACCAUGCAGCCUCAUAGGCCUUACGAGAAGUGUGAUACACUCAAACAGUUCCUGGACAACGACAGAAAAGUACUGCGAUUCUACUGCAUCUGGGAUAACUCUAGCGAGAUGUUCGGAGAUGUUAGGGAACUUGUCCUCCACUACUUCCUAGCUGAUGAUACUAUCGAGAUACGCGAGGUGAUCAGAGCUAACUCCGGCAGGGACGCCGCUCCUAAGUUCUUGAGGAGGAGUAAGGUUCCUAAGGAAGUAGGCGCGCUGCACAAGCCCGGUGAAAUAACAGAGCGAACAAUCCUGAACGUAUUCGGCCCCAUGGGACACGGAGGACGAUACAUCCUGGACUCUCUAAAAACAGGAGCUGUGGACAAGUCCUGUUACACUGAUGCUGAUCUGACUAUUGGAGCUAAGGUUAACGUGUGGGGCAGGGAGGUGACGGUCUGUGAUAUGGACGAGUUCACUGCUCACCAUUACGCCUCUAAGUUCUCCGUUGCAAAGAACACCCCAAUCCACUACAAACAGACGGAAGCUGCUAAGAUUGAACGUGAGAUUCCACCUUACAAUGGCUGGGGAUCCGAAGAGGACUCCAGAGCUAACUGCCUGAAACUCAUCGCUCAAGCUCCUAAACGAGACUUCAUCAAAUUCAUGAAGAAAGACAGACAAGGACUAGACAGUCACGUGUUACGCUUCUUCGCCAGACUCGACACCAACCGACCCAUCGACAUGGACCGAACCUUUAUCAUUUCCUUCUUCCUGUCUGAUGAUACUAUCUCCGUGUUUGAGCCGGAAAAGAGGAAUUCUGGUAUUGUACACGGCAAAUUCAUCGAGAGAAGCAAGAUAAUGAACCCAAGUGGUGGAUACUACCAAGCUGAGGAUAUUUACGUAGGAGCCGUGGUAAACUUCAGAUCGCACCAGUUCGUUAUUACCGAUGCUGACGAGUACGCUCUUUCUUACGCUGAGCAACACAAGGAUUGAUGAACUUAAUCGAGAUGCUGAAACUUCAAAAUUGAAAGACAAGAAUUCAGGAAAUUCGGUGUCUCUCCCUACACCCAGUCAAGACAGGAGUGUUCUUUCUUUUCCUUGUCAUUUUCUUAGAAUAGUAAAUUAUUUGUCAUCGACGUGCUAUCAGUUGAAUGUUUUGAUUAAAAUGUUCCAAUAGUGAUUUCAACUUAAUCACAUAUCACUUAAUAUCUUUGUGAAUGUUCACACACUGAAAGCAAAAUUCAGUUUUUCUUUAAACCAACGAUUCUUAAAUUUAUGUUUUAAAGCUUUAUUAAUUCUACGGGCAAAAAACCUGCACUUGAAG
Molecule: messenger RNA, 1920 nt
Organism: Bolinopsis microptera
Lineage: Eukaryota; Metazoa; Ctenophora; Tentaculata; Lobata; Bolinopsidae
Product: EF-hand domain-containing family member C2-like
Exons: 11
Coding region: 3-1589 (528 amino acids)
Biological process (GO): mitotic spindle organization; regulation of neuron projection development; cilium-dependent cell motility
Cellular component (GO): mitotic spindle; axoneme; microtubule
Molecular function (GO): alpha-tubulin binding
Source: RefSeq, a predicted model, not a curated record